Molecule: messenger RNA, 2485 nt
Organism: Maniola jurtina (meadow brown)
Lineage: Eukaryota; Metazoa; Arthropoda; Insecta; Lepidoptera; Nymphalidae
Product: mucin-2-like
Exons: 3
Coding region: 16-1338 (440 amino acids)
Source: RefSeq, a predicted model, not a curated record
AUAACAACCAAUACAAUGAAUCACAGCGUAUACGUUUGCGACUUGCUACUGAAAUUGUUGUACUGGUUUUACUCAGACUGGUCUUCGGUUGUUCCAACAGCAGACCAACUGCGACCAGCCAGUAUGGAGCACGCGUUUGCGCUCGUCGUUUUAACACUGUUACAACUAUGCCGAGGCGAAAUAUCAGAGCCGGAAUGGUUCGCCGCAAACCUCGUCAACGAACCAGGUUACACACCGAAACCCAUAACGGAGAUAUUCACAAGUGAUUCACCGGGCACCUCAAAGAAUCCGGCCCUUUUUACGCAACCGACAACCGGUACAACUUCGACAUUACCACCUACUCCUAGGCCUACGCCUAAUAUCGCAGUAGUACAGAAUGGAAAUCCUCCUCCUUCACAAAAUGGAGGAUCACCAGUUCAAAAAACUCCAGAACUAACGUCACAAGUUGUGGAAAAUCCACCGAAAAAUGAAUUACCGAAUUUCCUUAUUGUUUUUGAUCCAAGGGGACCAGUCAAUCCAGUUCAACCGUCUGUCGUACCGCCAUCGCCACCAACUUCACCUCAAACUCAGGCAACUACGCAAAACCAGCCGACCACAGCAACUUCCACAUCCUCAACAUCACAGUCUACGAUGUCAAUACCGUCAACUCAAGGAACUUUACCAACAUUCCAGCCAGAAAAUCCACAACAGAUACUAAUAAAUUCAUCUGCACCUGCUUUCCAGUCAGGAAGUCCGCAACCUAUACUGACUAAUACUAAUAAUAUAUCCCCAGCUGCUUGGCCACCUGGAACAUUGGUCUUCCCACUACAGUUUCCAAGUGCCAACCCAACAGCGUUACCAAUUCCGACAACUGCUAGUCCAAUUUUACCUCCAGUACCACAACCUGCAGGACUUGUUAAUUCCAAACCCGUAUUAACAGUACGCGUCAAAGCCCCACAGGGUUCGAUUACCAACAUACACAUAAAUCCUACAACGACAGUCCGACCAUCGACAACUAGACGACAAAAGUCUACCAGAAGGACCAAUAAUUUCGAAUCAUGCAUGAAUGCGUGUAAGGGGAAAAAGGAGCCAAUUUGUAGCAGCCCGGUGGGACUGAAUCCCAUUAAUCCAGACAGGUUGAAAGGAUUCCCUUCGCUCUGUCAUAUGGCCUGCCACAAUUCUUUCAAGAAAGAACAAGUGUAUGAAAAAGUGACGGAUGGACGAUGCGGUAAGCUGCGUACGCGCAUACGGCCUGUGGACAAGAAGAAACUCAACAGAGAAGAGUUGAACAAAGCACAAUACACCAUAGUGCAUAAUGCUCCAGAUACUGUCGUAGAAUUCUCGCCAGUAAGACAAUGAGAUACAAUCCAUUGCACAAAAGUAAAAAAAACAUUGACGGAUCAGUCAUAACUCAUAAGUCAUAACAUCACGCAUAAACUAGUCGUGUUUACAUAGACAGGAAUGAAUACUUGAUACGUAAUAAUAAGUUUUUAUUGAUUUUGUAAUACAAUGUUUUUACUAUUACAUGCGAUUGAAUAAGACAAUUUAAUAUUGAUUGUUACGAAAUGAUAAAAUCGUUGGUUCUUUAGUUCUAUUACGAAAUUAUUUUAAUUCAGUAACUAGCAAUAACGGAUGUUUUUUGUAACUUUUGCCCACCUUAAUUUUAUAUAAUUUAUCAAUUAUAUUAUUUCUGUAAUAUGUAGUUGGUAGAUAUUUUUAAAUCUGACAAUAUGAGCGUCAUUAAACCAGAGUGCAAAAAGAUUGAUUCAGGGUGCAGGGUACAGUAGUUUGCGGCUGGCCCAUGAUACUAUUUUUAACCCCCGACCCAAAAAGAGGGGUGUUAUAAGUUUGACGUGUGUAUCUGUCUGUGGCAUCAUAGCUCCUAAACUAAUGAACCGAUUUUAAUUUAGUUUUUUUUGUUUAAAGGUGGCUUGAUCGAGAGUGUUCUUAGCUAUAAUCCAAGAAAAUCGGUUCGAAAAAAGUUAUCAGCUCUUUUCUAGUUACUGUAACCUUCACUUGUCGGGGGUGUCAUAAAUUUUUAAUUUCACACUUGUCAAUGAAGUAGUCAAGCUUCGCGUACAAUACUCAAUUCAAGGCAGAUUGCUCGCUGACUCGCUCAGUCCUCUGCGCUGUUGCGGGAGCUACCAAUCGGCUGGCCCGGAAUCUACUCAUACAAAGCUUUUUUGCUCAAUGAUUCUGAUACGAACUACUAAGUUGUGGAAUGGCCUUUCGGCGUCCGGCCAAAUAUAACUUGAAUACUUUCAAGGCAAGAGUAAAUAGGCAUCUUCUAGGUAAGCACACUCCAACUUAGACCUCAUCAUUGUUCUGUUUCUCAGGUAUGAUUGUCGUCAAGCACAAACCUAUCUCACAAUAAAAAAAAUAGGUACUCGACUACGCGUCGCACAAUCUAGCUUCCAAUUUGCACCAAAAUCUAAAAUUUGCAAUCAGCCGCAAAUUAUAUGGCGAGACCGCGCCUUUAGACUGACGACAGUAUAUCUGACUUAAA